Molecule: messenger RNA, 1590 nt
Organism: Plenodomus lingam JN3
Lineage: Eukaryota; Fungi; Ascomycota; Dothideomycetes; Pleosporales; Leptosphaeriaceae
Biological process (GO): nucleotide metabolic process
Molecular function (GO): catalytic activity
Source: RefSeq, a predicted model, not a curated record
AUGUUUCCGAAGCGCUUGCGAAUAGUCUCGUCUGCCAAAGAAGACGUUGUAUUUGCCGUUUCCGCUCUCGAGGAAUGUCCUUUGUUCAAUGCCGGACACGGUGCAGCACUGACCCGAGAGGGCAGACACCAGCUUGAGGCGGGUGUUGCCGAUGGCCAGACAGGGCUAUGGUGCUGUGGGCGCUUUUACAACCCCAUUUCGCAAGGAUUAUUGGGAAAAAGUUAUCUCUUCCGAGUAUCAAGAUACGGAUUCGCAGAUGGGCACGGUCGGUGCAGUCGUUUUGAUAGUCACGGCCGCCUUGCUGCAGGUGGAUCCACUGGAGGGCCCACUGGUAAGAGCAGUGGUAGGAUUGGCGACACAGCGGUGCUGGGCGCUGGGCUUUACGCCGACAAAGAGCUCAGUGUUAUAUGCAGCGGUACUGGCGAUCAGAUCUUGAAGCACACAGUAACCGCCUCCGUUGCUAAGUACAACGCUUCUGGUCACAGCCUAUCAGAUGCAGUCCGACGAGCUCUGGAAGAGGUUUCGGGCAACGUGCUCAUCCACCACUUCCCCAGAUUUCGGCUCCAUUCAACGACGAUGCAUAUCCUUGGUUUCCAAACAAUCUAUCGAGAUGAUCUCGUCUCGAUAGGACUCUCUCGAUAUCCCACAACAUCUGGACAUACCAUUGCCACUUUCGAGCAGCAGCACAACUUGUUCAAUCUUGCUGAAGAUGACUUUGUUCGUUUGUUCACUGUGCUGUCUCGCACAGCAGGUGCUCUCCGGAAGUACUACAAGGUUAAACGCUGCGCUCUUGUUACUGAAGGCGACAGGUCUCUGUCUCUACUUCCCUUGCAUGGCUUGAACCAGGACUGGGAACCAGUCACUAGUGACAUGAAAGAGUUUCAUGACACAUUUCCAGGGUACGUAUCUUCGAAAGAUGGGCCUCCCAAGGACCACGACAGACUAAAUACUUUGUGCGAUACCAUCCAGGAGAUCUCUCAGAUACGAAAGCCAUACAACAAUCAGUUCCAAGGUUCACACGAGGACAAGAACCUCUUUGCUCGAAUCAUUUGGGGCGAGCUCCUGCAAUACCGAGUGUGGGAAGAUGAUGAUCAUGUAGCAUCCCUCACUCCCUUUCCAAAUACUCCAGGCUUCACUGUCUUAGUGCCGCGGAAACGCUUGGUCAGCGACAUCUUCGCCAUCGACAAAAAACCGUUAUCGGCAUUGAUGGUAGCUGCCCACAAGGUUGCUGCUAUUCUCAAGCAAGCAUUCAAGGUAGAGAGAUGUGGCAUGAUCUUUGAAGGCUUCGAGAUUGAUCAUGCUCAUGUCAAGCUUAUCCCUAUUCAACAGUCGGCUUCGGAGACAGGCAACUUCACGGAUGACGCGCCCAAGAUGGUCAUGCCCUUUACCAAAAGAUACGAAGGAUUCGCCAGUUCUCUGGACGGACCUCUAACUAAACACCUCGAAUCUGUCUUGUACGACUCGAACACCAUUCGUGAGACACUGCUUCCUUCUAAGCCUUUGAGCCCGCCCAAUUCGUGGGUGGCUCCAUCGCAACAUCUCUCAUCCGUCCUUCACGAUCUAUAUUAUAGGCAACUCUUUGCCCUGUAG